Molecule: messenger RNA, 6516 nt
Organism: Puntigrus tetrazona (Sumatra barb)
Lineage: Eukaryota; Metazoa; Chordata; Actinopteri; Cypriniformes; Cyprinidae
Product: protein mono-ADP-ribosyltransferase PARP14-like
Biological process (GO): negative regulation of gene expression
Cellular component (GO): nucleus; cytoplasm
Molecular function (GO): transcription corepressor activity; NAD+ poly-ADP-ribosyltransferase activity
Source: RefSeq, a predicted model, not a curated record
UUGGACUGUAAUGCUUUUUAUUUUCAGUAUUUAAAAAAAAUCAAUUUCAUAUCUUUUACGACGACACUUUGAUCGCGUGUGUAUAAUUGUUCAUAACACAGAAGAUGAGAAGGAUUCUCAAAUACCAGAUCUUCUCAUCACAAGCUGUGGUUCAGUCGAGAAGGAAACCCUUCAGAUGUAUUUUGAGCAGUUUACAGAGCAAUUUGAGCUCACAAAGCAUGGAAAUAACAGCUGGAUCCUGAAGCUCUGUAGCCAGUCAGAUGUAGAGGAGAUUUUGGGCCAGAAAGAGCACGAGUUUGGUUUAACUGUAGAAGUGUAUAAAGAAGGAGGUCUGGGAGAGCAGCUGGACCCGCGCCGCUUCAUCCUGACGGGCUUCGAUGGAGACACAGACUGCAGCUUGAUCACACUCUUCAUUCACAGCUGUAGCAAGAAAACAGAGCACACCUGGGAGGCGCUCGAUGAGGACAGGAUCGUAGUCACCUUCAAACACGAUAUCGAUGUGACGUCAUUUGCAAGGAAAUGCACCUCGAAGCAGCUGCAGGGUCGAGACAUCGGAUUGAUCCGCCUGGAGCGGACGGACUCGGUUGUGGUCCAGGGAGACUUGGAGAAGCUCACAGAAGAUGUUCUCACGCUUUACUUCAGCAACAAGAAGAGGAGCAGAGGAGGAGAAGUCCAGUCCUUCAUAUGGAUCAACACGAAGAAGAGCGCCGUCAUCACCUUUGUGAACUGUGAUGAUGCUCAUGCGGUGGUGGAACAAACACAUAAUGUUUGCGGCACAGAAGUUCACGCUUCACUGUUCUACUCCAGUUUACAAAAGGCUUUAACUGGAGAAAAACCAACCCUAACUGAUCAAAUCUGCACAAAAGUGAAUGUUCCCGUCAAUAGAGAGCUGCUCCGUUUCUGUGAAACCAAUGAGCGAUGCAGAAAACAACUGGAGAGCGACACCAAACUGCUUCAUGCCAAAGUGCUUCUUGACAGCUCUGCUGCAGAAAAUGAACUGAUGCUGGAGAUGGACGUCAAGAAAGAGUCUCUGGCAGCCUUGCAGAUUGCACCCAGCUGGGAGUCCAAGACUAUGAGAGGAGUUCAGUCCUUCCUUAGCAGAUACGACACAGCAGAGCUGGCGGCUGAGAAGGACAUCUGGACCAGAGUUGAGAACGACUGUCUCACCACGCUCAAUACUGCACUCUCCUACAGGGAGCUCGACUCUAAGGUUAUAAUAGUUGGUGUGAAAGAGGAGGUCAAGAUCCUGUCAGACAAGAUCAGGAUGCUCCUGAAGGACACUGCUGCUGAGGUGGAGGUGGAAAGAAACACCAUCGAGGUGGACAUCCAGCUAGACUGCAGAGAGAUGUUUGAUCUAAUUAAAGAGCGUGUUGAGUCCAGAUUAGGUCAGGUGAGUUUAUCACAUGACGAGAAGCAGCACAUGGUCUCUCUCAGAGGUCUGAAGGAUCAAGUAGAUUUGGUGGAGAUGCUCAUCACGCAAGCGCUGAAGAACAUUGUUACACACCAGCUGAAGCUUUCUUCACAUCUGAUUCACUUUCUAAAGGCUCUGGAUCUUGAAAAGUUUGAGCAAGACUAUUUCCUCCCAAGCCAAAUUCCAGCUAGACUUUUAAAGCGACAGGAUUUUCUUGUGAUCUUGGUUGAGAAAGAAAACUUAAAGAGAGCUGAAGACAAAAUAAGUGACAUUCUCAAAGAGCAGGUCAUACAGCUUUCUUCCUGUCAAACUGAUGAGACGUGGACAUACUUUCUCAGGAAUCUUCAAGAUGAAAUAGAAUCGUUCCAGAAAGCUCAUGACAUCAGGAUCUCACAAUCAAAUAAUGAGCUUAUAAUAUGUGGGUUUUCCAGCUCAGUUGCAGAUGUUACCAGAAAAGUGAAGACAUAUCUGGACAACAAAGAACCAACAACUGAGAGCCUCCCUCUGAAAUCUGACCGAGAGGGUGAAUUUGUGGAGUCCUGUCUGAAUCUUUCCGAGCUCUCUGAACUCAAGCAGCUCAGCGCAACAGUACUCACAUGCAGAACAUCAAACUCCCCUUGCUUAAAGGUCUCAGCAGCUAAAGACAACAUCAAAGAUGCUGUGUGUGUCGUACAGCAGCAGAUCUCAUCCAUUGUUACAGAGAGUCAUAAAUAUGGCAAAGCGGGAGAAGCAAAGGUUCUGGAGAAACAUGAGGCCAACUUGAAGACUAAAGCGAAGGAGAUGCAGUGCAGUCUGUAUUUAUCACAAGAGCAUGUGGUCAAAUCCUGCUCUCCAAAGAGCUCCACACACAAAAUAGGCAGUUUCAUGAGCACCGCAGAAGGAGACCUGCACCAUUUCACAGCCAACGCUCUGAUCUAUCCGAUGAAGGCCAAUCUAGCUUUAAAUAACCCAGUGGCUCAGGGAUUUCCUGACACAUCUACAACGGUUCAUCUACGAUCCUUGGAGCUUAAACACAGACCAGACAUGAGAGUGCUGAUCAAUGGUGUGCCAAUAUGCCUGAAAAAGGGUGACAUCACCAAAGAGACGGUGGAUGUUAUAGUGAACUCAACCAACAAAUCUUUAGAUCUUGACAGCGGAGUUUCUGGUGCUAUCUUAAAAGCUGCUGGACAAUCAGUUAUUGACGAAUGCAAAAAACAAGCUGCAGCAGUGCUGAGAGCUGGAGUGCUUCAGUGUAAGUUCAUCGCUCAGAUGGUUGGGCCGGAGAGCACCGAUGACAUCACAUCCUCUCUGGAACAGGUUCUGAACCUCUGCGAGGCCAAAAUGGCCACAACUCUAGCCAUUCCUGGCAUUGGAACAGGACGAGGUGGCUUCCCAAAAGAAUCAAUCAAAGCCAUCUUCACAGCAAUCGAGAAACAUCUAAAGGAGCCAAACUCAUCCUUCCUCCGGAGAAUCACUAUAGUGGCAUUUGAAAAGAAGACCUUUGGGGACUUCCGUGACUAUUUCAAAGCAUGGAAUAAGCCUGCAUCCGGCAAGAUGCCUGAAAAUCAAGUCAAAAUUGGAAGCGUCAGAAUCGAGGUAAAGAAAGGUGACAUCACUAAUGAAGCGGUGAGGAUCGUAAACACCACCAACAGGAACAUGAGCCUGAGAAGAGGCGUGUCGGGUGCCAUAUUUAAAACAGCUGGAGCGUCUGUGGAGCAGGAGUGCCAAAAUCAUGGUCCACUGCAGAAUGACAUCGCAGCUGUGACCAGUGGUGGAAAACUGCAUUGUGACUUCAUUAUUCACAUGGUCGGGCCGCACUCUGCAGCUGAGGUGAGAUCCCGCGUGAAGAAGGUUCGGCGCUGUGAGGAGAAGCAGAUCACCACGAUCUCCUUCCCUGCUGUAGGCACCGGUAGGGGCGGAGGCGUUAAGGGCGAGGACGCUUCAGUUGCAAUGCUGAAGGGAUUUAAAGAUCAUCUAGCUCAAAACAUCUCGACUGUGAUCAAGCUUAUCUACAUUGUGAUUGACCAGGACAACGCUCUGCAAGAGUUUCAGACAGGUCUUAAAACAUGGACUGCGAAUACACAGGUACAAAACCUUAAGCCAGACAGUGAAAAUGAUGAUGACUACAGCUCAACAGAAGAAAGCUCCUCAUCUGAACAAGAAGGCAACGCAAAUCCAGUGGAGGUGAUGAUGGGCCAGAUUAAAGUCAAGGUGUUUAGUGGGGACAUCACCAAAGAGACUGUCGAGGCUAUUGUAAACAGCACGACUACAAGCCUCGACUUGAAUACAGGUGUAUCCGGAGCCAUUCUCAAAGCAUCAGGACAAACUGUGGUGAAUGAGUGCAAAUCAAAAGCUCCUCAGCCCUCAGAUGGCGUGAUUCUGACCAGUGCUGGAAAUCUUUCCAAUAUCAAACACAUCAUUCAUAUGGUUGGGCAGACCAGUGAGAAAAGCAUCAGCAGCUCCAUGUACAAAGUUCUGAGGAUGUGCGAAGACAAUAAGAUUCAGUCUGUUUCAUUCCCAGCUCUUGGAACAGGAGCAGGUAACUUGGCUGCAGCAGGAGUUGCCAAUGCAAUGACAGAAGCUCUGACAAACUUAAAAGGAUUUACGAAACAUUUGAAGCGUGUCCACAUCGUGAUUUUCCAAGCAAAACUACUGCCAGACUUUCAGGAAGCAAUCAAGAAGUGCAAGAAGAUUUCUCGAAAUGCUUCUGCGCGUCAGGUCAAACCUUUCCAGCAACCGGUCAUACCUGUUCAAGCGCAGCAACCGGCUAUUUGUCUAGCCGAAGAAACGGCAGCUAUUUCUUUUCCAGUUAUGGUUGUUGAUGUUUAUGGGAUGUCGCCUACAAACCUCGUCAAAGUCAAGAAGCUCCUAGACGAGCUGAUCAAGGAGGAGUGCAUCAGUAAAGACGUCCAGUCGAGCCACAUAACAGACCUUCCGGAAACGGACAAGAAGGCUAUUGUGACCCUCAGCCGAGCCAAUCAAAUCAGUGUUCUGGUGACCAGCUUGGAUAAGUUAAUGUUAUCAGGGAAAAAAGACGACGUCUUGGAUGCUGUGCUGAAGAUAAAUGGCUUCAUCCAAGAAGCGCGAGAGCGAGAGAUGCGGGGAGGUGAGGUGAAGCGUCUGAAGGAGACGCUGUGCUGGGAGGUGGCCAGAGGAGACAGCUGGGAGUCACUGGAGGCCGGCAUCAGCUACGACAUCGAGCUGGCCUUCCACCGCAAGCAGAAGACCGUCCAUUACCAGGAGAACGGACAGACCUACAUGGUGGACUUCACCCUGAUGGAGGUGACAAACAGCAAGCAGGAGUCCUGCAGGAUCAAGAGGACUCUGCUUGGAGAUUCUGAUACAGCAAUCAUUCAUCCCCCUCCAGUGUGGACCAAAAUGGAUGGACAGGAUUUAGAAAUAAUUACAUUACACUCAGAUUCGGUGGAAUACAAGAACAUAGAAAAAGCCUUUCUGAAAUCCAGCAAACACCGUGAUGUAAAGCCCGUCCAGGUUCAACAGAUCGACAGGAUUCAGAGUCAGUCGCUGUGGCAGAGAUACUCCGUGCUGAAACAGACCGUGGAUAAGAAAUACCCCAAACAGAGAAACGAGCGCCUUCUUUAUCACGGAACGACCAAAGAGAUAUGCCAGAAAAUCAACAAGAACGGCUUCAACCGCAGCUUCUGUGGCAGAAACGCGGUCUAUCACGGAGAAGGCACCUACUUCGCCAGAGAGGCCUGGUACUCCUGCCAGGACAAGUAUUCUAACCCAGACGACAAAGAGCUGAAGUACAUGUACCGAGCGCGAGUGGUGACGGGCUCGCUGUGUCAAAGCAGAAAAGGAAUGAAGGAGCCGGAUCCGAUCAACCCUGCUGACCCGAGGGCUGGACUGCACGACUGCGCCGUGGACGAGCCAAACAACCCCUUCAUCUUCGUGGUGUUCUGUGACGCAGGAGCCUAUCCUGAGUACCUCAUCACCUUCAAAUCUAUAGCCCUCCAGAGUCCAUAGUCCUCCAGCAAACCCUAAACACACAGCCUGAAUGCUGCUGACAGAGUCUUCAUGAUAUCACUGUGACACAAGGUCAUAAACGUGUCUUCGACAUAUAUAUUAGGGGUGUGCAACAUUGAAAACUAAAAACAUGUAGAUAUUUUCUGGGAUUUUUAGAUAUGGUCACUAGAUGAUAAUUUGCUGAGUGUGUUAAAGGGCUACCACAAACAGACUCUUAAACGUUUUCAAUAUUUUUUACAUUCUGUGUGGUGGUCAGUUCAAACCGAUAGAAAUUAAUCUUUUCAGAUUAACAGGUUUUUACAUUUUAUGGCCAUUUUAAACGUUAUGAAGCAUUUUUUUUCUAAAAGUGACAAUUGUCUUUUGAAUACUGAUAUUUGAAAUUAUUGAAAUGUUGCUCAGAGACACAAAAUAAUGCUGUGGUUGUGUUCGGCAUUGUUUUUUGUUCAAUAACUUUAAUAUCACAUUUCUAAUUAUGGUAAUUUUUGUAUAAAAAAAUGACUCAUCGUGUGAAACUGAUACGAAGUGGUCUCAGUAUAUAGCUUUUCGGCAUCCACGUUUUGAAUGAGAAACUGCUUUAAACUCAGAGAUGCUCCCAAGAAAUGAUGAUUUAGUUCAGUUCAUAGAAGUUAACUGAUAAAGAAAACCUAUUUUUCACAGCGUCCUCAUUUUACAGCAUUUUUACACAAGUGCCUAAAACUUUUAACAGUGCUGUAGAUUUGCAGGGAUCUUUCUUGAAGAAGUUCUUCUGCAAAACUAGUGUUCUAAUAGUCUCUAGACGUUCUUCAGUAGGCCUGUCAGCUGCCAAAAAUCACUUUGAUAAUAACUUGAUAAUAUAUUUGCUACCGAAUAAGGAAAUUUCAAAGACAUUUAAAGGGACAUUUCACCUAAAAAAAAAAUGAAAAUGGCCAUCAUGUACUCACCCUCAUGUUAUUCCAUAAGAGACGCAGGUCCCUAUUGACUUCGUGUUUUUUCUUUCUAUACUGCACAAGUGGGGACCUUCUUCAAAACAUCUACGUUUGUGAUCAAUAAAAGAAACGCACACAGGUUUGAAACAUCUCGAGUUAAGUAAAUGACGACAAUCUUUAUAUUCGUGUGAACCGUCUCUUUAAUGUGACACAAAUAAAUCACUGAAAACACAA